AUGUCGGCAAGCGAUGUAAAACUCUCGACAGAAGCGAAGAGUAAUCCUCGUCUCAUGGAGCUCUCUGUCAAUCAAGUAGAUACUGGUGCGGCUCUCGUGGUAGGUAAAACUGGGCAAUUGAGCCGUUCGGAGGCGACAAGAAUCAGGAGGAAAAUCGACCGUCAUAUCGUUCCACUAAUGUGUUUGCUGUAUGCAAUCCAGUACAUGGAUAAAGCCACGCUGGGGAACGCCGCCGUCCUAGGUCUCCUUGAAGAUACACAUCUAAACGCUGACCAAUAUAACUGGUUUGGCAUUCAAUUCUAUGAUUCGUUUCUUCCGCUUAGUGAGAGCCUCAGGCUUAGUACCAUCUUUUAUCUCGGCUAUCUCGUCUUCGAGUUCCCGCAGAAUCUGUGUCUGCAACGCCUCCCUGUUGGGAAAUGGCUGAGUUUCAAUAUUUUGGUCUGGGCCAUAGCAUUAUGUACGCAUGCAGCGUGCAAGAAUUUCGCCGGUCUCUUUGUCGUCCGAAUGAUCCUGGGUAUGUCCGAGGGUUGUAUCACCACAGGAUUCAUGAUUGUCACGUCCAUGUUCUACACACGAACGGAGCAGACUUUGAGAGUCGGGUACUGGUUCUUGAUGGACGGCACUGCACAAGUAAUCUCCGGAUUCAUUAGCUUCGGUACCUUGCAUAUGAAAACCAAUACAUUGACAGCCUGGCAAUGGCUUAUGAUAAUUUUGGGCAUGCUGACCAUGGUAACUGCGAUCGCUUUCUGGUUCCUGUUUCCAGAUUCCCCUACGAACGCUUGGUUCCUCACCCCGGAAGAACGCUCCUCUGCGGUUCAGCGAUUAAAGGAAAAUCAAACAGGUGUCGAGAACAAACACUUUAAAAAAGAACAGUACGGAAUCCUGGUUUUUUACCCUUGUCCUACUUCUACUCAAGCGCCGAACCCCAGGAUGGUAGAAGCCCUAACUGACAUCAAAACAUGGCUGUUCGCUCUCUUCUCCGUGUUAGCCAACAUCCCGAAUUCACUCGCUAAUCAGCGACAAUUAAUUAUCUUGUCGUUCGGUUUCUCCAAUCUCAACACCACUCUCCUGGGUUGCGUUCCCGGUGUUGUAGCAGUCCUGGCGGUUUGGAGUGGCACGACCAUAGCAGCACGGGUACCAAACAGCCAAGCGUGGGUUGGUGUGGCGUACCUGAUUCCCAAUCUUGUUGCCGUCUUCUUGAUGCUCUUUCUGAGCUGGGACGACAAGGUUGGUUUAUUAGUGACAUUGUUCUUCGCUGGCCUCGGGGUCACCGCUUUCGUUCUUUCCCUUUCUUGGUUGUCGAGCACUACGGCCGGACAUACGAAGAGAAUAACUGUCAAUACGAUUAUGCUGUCCGCAUAUUGCAUCGGUAACGCGGUAGGUCCUCUAAUGUGGAGAGAGAAGUACAAGCCUCGCAAUCGCGUACCUUGGAUAAUCAUCGGAGUUUGCGUCGUUUUUCGGAUUAUGACCCUGCUUGCAAUUCGGUAUCUGCUAUCGGCUGAAAAUCGACGCAGGGAUGCUGAGCCCGUUGACACUGUCUAUGACGACGUGUACAUCGAGCAGUUGAAAGAGGAUGGUGUUAUGGAGAAGGCUCACGUCGAUAAGGAGUUUUUGGAUUUGACAGACAAGCAGAAUCGAGAUUUUAGAUAUGUUCUCUGACGGUUAACAUUCCAGCACUGUUUAUGUGUCAGAUGACUCUGAAUUUAUGGCUUGUGACGGAGGUUAGCGGAAUGAAAAGAAUAAUUUACAGACAGUAGGCGGAUGUAAAGAGCUAGUUCGCUUCUGGAAUUGUGAAAAUCCUGCAUGCCUUUCAUCGUUCGAGGGGCAAGGCAAUAAAACAAAGGCCGGAAUAAAACGAGCUUGGAAGCUAUGGUAUAGGGACCAGCAGCAAGGUGGGCUCGCCAAUAAUAGCCCGAUCAACAUUUUCUCUCCUCACGGUCCUCUGAGUUCAUUGUAGGCUUGAUGGUACAUCACCAUCGGGAGCAUUUGCCAAAUGAGAGCGAG
This is a messenger RNA of Desarmillaria tabescens, 2004 nucleotides long. RefSeq names its product MFS general substrate transporter. Gene Ontology annotation, biological process: transmembrane transport. The record is from RefSeq and is a predicted model, not a curated record. Gene Ontology annotation, cellular component: membrane. NCBI's taxonomy places the organism in Eukaryota, Fungi, Basidiomycota, Agaricomycetes, Agaricales, Physalacriaceae. The transcript is spliced from 16 exons. The coding region runs from base 1 to 1659 and encodes 552 amino acids. Gene Ontology annotation, molecular function: transmembrane transporter activity.